GUAGUUGUCCAAAAGAGAAGAAUCCCUUGCUAUUGCUAAUAACCAAAACCAGCUCACACACACACCACAAUCACCACAGAGAGAGAGAAAAAGAAAAAACCCUUACUUGCAUUGCAUUACACUACAGCAUCACCUUGUGUUCCUUCCCAACUACCCCUCAUGACUUGUCGCCGACCCGACCCGACCCGUUGAGUUCGCCGGAAACUUUGGCCAAAAGGGUAUCGGAAUUUGCCCAUGGCCUUCAAUUUCGAACCUUAGAGACCCUUCAAGUUUUCACCUUUUUUUCUCUAAUUUUAUUUUCAACUUUUGGUGCUGAUUUUCUGAAAUCACUUCAACUGAGUGAUUGUGAGAUUUUGUUGUGCGUCGACGAUAUGUACGUGGUGCCUCCGCCGCAGCGCUCCGAUCCGGGUUCAGGAUCCGGUGAUUUGCGGGUCUACCAAGCAUGGAAGGGUAGUAAUGUACUGAAGCAAUAUUAGUGAAGUGACCAGUGAUGGUUACCAGAAACUACAACAUCAAUUGGCCUUCUUCAUUUGAUUGAUGUGUUAGAUUUAAGCUGAUUUGUUUCAAAAAUUUUUUCUUCAGGGAAGGUUCAUAUUUGGACCAGAUGUGAGAUCACUGGCGCUGACAAUUUUUCUUAUUGUUGCUCCUGUCGCAGUUUUCUGUGUCUUUGUUGCCAGAAAACUGAUGGAUGAUUUUUCUGAUCACUGGGGUAUAUCCAUAAUGGUUGUUGCUGUUGUGUUCACAGUUUAUGUCUUAGUUCUUCUUCUGUUAACAUCUGGCCGAGAUCCAGGCAUAAUUCCACGCAAUGCACAUCCUCCAGAGCCGGAGGGUUUGGAUGGUAAUGUUGAUGCUGGUGCUGGCCAGACUCCUCAAUUGCGGUUGCCUCGCUUUAAGGAGGUUGAAGUCAAUGGCAUCCCUAUUAAGGUCAAGUACUGUGAUACAUGCAUGCUCUACAGGCCUCCUCGAUGCUCGCACUGUUCAAUAUGCAAUAACUGUGUAGAGCGGUUUGAUCAUCACUGUCCCUGGGUUGGGCAGUGUAUUGGGCUGCGCAAUUAUCGGUUCUUCUUCAUGUUUGUCUUCUCAACUACACUACUUUGUAUAUAUGUUUUUGCAUUUUGUUGGGUCUAUAUUAGAAGAAUUAUGAGGUCAGAGGAGACAACAAUUUGGAAAGCAAUGAUAAAAACACCAGCCUCCAUCGUGUUAAUAAUUUACACCUUUAUAUCAAUGUGGUUUGUAGGCGGCCUCACUGCCUUCCAUUUAUAUUUGAUAAGCACAAAUCAGACUACAUAUGAGAACUUCAGAUACCGAUAUGAUCGACGAGCCAACCCAUAUAAUAAAGGAGUGUUGAAUAAUUUCAGAGAGAUAUUCUGCAUCAGCAUUCCCCCAUCAAAGAACAAUUUCAGGGCAUUGGUGCCAAAUGAACCAGCAUUACCUGCUCGAUCAGUGGGUGGGGGCUUUAUGAACCAAAAUAUGGGAAAAGCUGGUGAGGAAAUAGAGAUGGGCAGGAAAACAGUGUGGGACAUGGGUGCUGGAAUUGAUGAUUCUGAAGCUCAAAUGAACAAUGAUCGUGUGACUAUAAAGGAUGGUGAAUUGUCUCCUGAAAUUAGGACAACAGUAGAUGAAGCAGACCGUGCUGGAAUGCAUCCUAGGCGAUCUAGCUGGGGAAGGAAAAGUGGAAGCUGGGAAAUGUCUCCGGAAGUUCUUGCUUUGGCAGGCAGGGUGGGGGAGCCAAACCGUGUGGCUGGAGGUUCCAGUAGUAGCUUGACACAUGAGAACCGUAAUACGUAGCCUUUAUGCAACAAAUAGUGUGGCCAAAGGGACUUGAAGAUUUGAUUUUACAGUUAUUAAACAAAAAUUACAUUGCUCAUGUGGUAACUCCAUGGCAAAAUUAUUGUAUGUGCAGUAUGGGGGGUUGUAGGCAUUUGCAAGGUUUUUGUAAGUGUUGUUUUCACUGUUCUGCGUCUAAGAAGAAAUUGUUUGGUGUUCUGAGAGUGAGCUUUGCUUUGCUUUGCUUGAUGUUGUACUAUGCUUACCAAUUAAUUAGCCUUUGCACCUGCGGGAGUUGCUGCAGCUAUCUCUCUCUCUCUGUCUGGCUUAAUGCUGAUGACAUGUAGUAUUGGGAGUGUGUCCUGGAGGACAUCAAAGAUGGAUCAAGCAGAAUUGUUCUUGCUAACUUGCCUCUGAUGCUUGAAUUGAAUGUAGUUGGUGUGUUAGGAUGAUGAACUAAUUGAGACACAUUUUCCAUCACUUAUUCUAUUUUUAAGUAGGAAGAUUGUGUACCAUGUAUAAUACCAUUAAGUCAUACAGUUCCUGGUUCAUUAAUUGUGUAAGGAUAAUGUUUGUGUUACAAAUACAACCCACCACUUUU
Molecule: messenger RNA, 2368 nt
Organism: Abrus precatorius (Indian licorice)
Lineage: Eukaryota; Viridiplantae; Streptophyta; Magnoliopsida; Fabales; Fabaceae
Product: probable protein S-acyltransferase 7
Exons: 6
Coding region: 685-1788 (367 amino acids)
Biological process (GO): protein targeting to membrane; peptidyl-L-cysteine S-palmitoylation
Cellular component (GO): Golgi apparatus; endoplasmic reticulum
Molecular function (GO): protein-cysteine S-palmitoyltransferase activity
Source: RefSeq, a predicted model, not a curated record